Molecule: messenger RNA, 1335 nt
Organism: Colletotrichum acutatum
Lineage: Eukaryota; Fungi; Ascomycota; Sordariomycetes; Glomerellales; Glomerellaceae
Exons: 3
Coding region: 122-937 (271 amino acids)
Source: RefSeq, a predicted model, not a curated record
CAGGCGCAAGAUCGUUGCUAAUCUUUUUCUGUCCCUCUUCUUUCUCGGUUCCCGGCUCUAUUUUCCAUAUCUUUCGCGACCUUCCUUUCCGCAGCGUUACAUUCAGUCCUGUUCCAUCGUCAUGGUCUCCUCAACUUCGUACGCCGCGGCCGCGGUGCUGGCCCUAUUCGCGGCCUCCGGGACGGCCCAGAACUUCACCAUUGCCAACGGCCAGAUUUUCACGCCUGGGUUGGUUAUCUUGGAUGCGCCUCAGCCGGGGACCCCGCUGGGCGGAGAUAACCUCCAUGUUGCGAUUGACGUCUCGACGAACGGCAAGAUGCCGCUGCCGCCGUAUGCCGCGGAUAGUCCGACCAAAAUCUUCAAUGUGACCAUGUUUUUGUCAAGCUACACUACCGGCCGCAACUUCACCAUCUCCAACGGCACGGCGACGGCCAAUAACGCCAGCUUGGGGGAAAUUAUGAUCCAGGAGCCCGGCAGCACUGUGAAGCACGUAAACUGGAUAUGGCCGGAUUGUCUCGUCGGCAACGGACAGCCAAGCUCUAGCGACAGCGACCGCGGCGCGUACAAUAUCUCCAUCCGCCAAAACUUCCGCCUCAACGGCGAAGAUCACUACACAAUCUUUGACGUGCCCAUCUCCGUCACAAACAGCAUCGAGCAAAAGGACGGCCGGCCCUCGUGCGACGCCCUCAACAAUCCGCUCCUCACCGCCGAGCAGCUCAACGCCACGGCCGCCAACUCGAUCGGCGUGCUCUUCGCGCCGGGCGACUCCACCACCAUUGAAGUUAAAUCGGGAAGCGGCAGCGGCGAUGACGGACUCGGCGGGACGAAGCCUGAGGCGACGCCCGGCGACGGUCUCGGCGCGGGUGCGAGCUUGAGGUGGAGGGAUGGGGCGUAUUGGCUGUGUUUGGUGAGCAUCGGCGCUGCGCUGAUACUCUGAUCGGAGGGAGAGGGAGGCUUUUCGCCAGUUUCGUUGUGGACGAGCUGGCUGGUUACACUUGUGCCCAUUCGUGAUACCCCAGACGCGGAAGCUGUAUUAGUACAUAUUUCUUAAUCGAAUCUCGCCCGACGGGACUCAAUGGUUUUAGUCCGUCGACCGACGGACGGUGCCGAAACCGAUACCGAUGGGUGUAUAUAACCUUAGUACCUUGCCUCUGCGCACAGAUAUUGCAAACGGCCGAACAUUUGAUGUCUUCUAGAAGUUGGCAGAGGUGAAAACCGAUGAUGGAGGGAAGCCAAUUGAAGAUAAGGUUAAUUCUCUCCAACGAAAGUACGGGUACACAAAAGUCUUCUCGUCUCGUAGAACUCAACGCAGAACUCAAAAACAAUUAAGCAAAC